CCUCUGCCUUCUUAUUACAAUUCUACCUUACCGGGCGCACUCCUCGCAAACGAAUCUACUAAGACGAUGCCUUCGCGGAACGACAUAAAGCCAUCCAUUUCUGACCCAGUCAGCGUGACGUCUACCACCGGUUUCGGUUUAGGUUUUACCCCGAGUAAUACCUCAACGGACAACUCUAUUACCGGUUCCUCCAUAAGGGGACAGAAAAUCUCUCAUCCUUUCAACGUGGCUUCUAGUACUGGCUUUGUGUUGACUUCCAAUAAUACAGCUAACCCGCCGCCAGUUGCAUCUCAAGGACUUCCUUUUUCUCGAAGUGCGCAGAGUGACGUUAACAGCGCGAUAAGUGACACCAGCCGCGAGGUCGUCUUCCACCUCUAUAAUCCUACCACGCCUCCUCCUCACCAGACAGACAACAAAUGUGGUCACACCCAGGCCUCAGCCUGGUCCUCCCCCAGCUCUUCUUAUGGAGCCGGUUCCCCUCCUGACCAAUCGGCGUGGUCUCCCGAUUCUUCUGUGCAAGGCGGCAAUUCUAUCCGACUACCUCCGUCGCAGUCCAGCAACACUAUUGAUAGCGUAGUAUUGGGCAGCGCUGUUCCAAGCCUUUCGGGGAGCGUUAGCGGCCUUUCUACAGAAACCUUCCAAACUGCCCCAGAACGCAUGGAAAGAAGCCAACAACUGUAAAAAGUUGUCAUGGCUGUUUUUUAUUGCUGUACUGGUACUGCAUGACGAUCGGCCCUUAUUAUGGGAGCCUUUAUUUAUGCUUUGGUUCACUUACCGUUUAGAUUACUGGCGAAAGGUUUACGAGAUGAAUGUACAUAGUAAUAGUUAUU
Molecule: messenger RNA, 830 nt
Organism: Cryptococcus deneoformans JEC21
Lineage: Eukaryota; Fungi; Basidiomycota; Tremellomycetes; Tremellales; Cryptococcaceae
Exons: 3
Coding region: 67-681 (204 amino acids)
Source: RefSeq, a predicted model, not a curated record